AUGGCAGCAUUGACAGCCAGACUGCUCGCGUCUGUGGGUCGCACAGCCAAUGACGGCAGCAUCGAUAAGCAACCCAUGGCGUCUUUGUACUCUUUGUGCCCGCCACCGGCCGCACCCAUUGCCGUCGCCGUCGCCGUUCCAAGGUUCGCGACAGCAACAAAACCGUAUCCGGGUGGCCACGCCUCCUCCGCCCUCAACACCAUCACCAAGUCGCCACCUCCCUCUCUGCUGAGACGUGUGGAGCUGUGCCUGGCGACCAUAUUCCGACAUUCACCACUUAGAGCGACCAUCGCAGCACACCCAACCCCCGCCAGGCGCGAACGUUGCGGGCACUUGAACCCUUUGAGCGCGCAGGGAUCCUUCAUCUAUAAGACAGACGAGGAAGAUGGAUUUCACGCCUCGACUUCUCCUUGCAACACCUGCAACCCAUGCGUGACUCCUCCGACUGAGGAUGCGCCUCCAUCCAGCUACUCUUAUAAUGGACUGUACGAACAACCGUCGGUGAAGCGGAACGGACGGCUGCCACAGCUGUCCUCGCCCUUUGAGACGCCACCCACGAGCCCGCGAUCUGCAACACAUAAUCCGUAUUUCCCGAGUUUUGCCUCUUCUGGAAGUGACUUUGCCGACAGGAGAUCCAGCGGCACCUUUGAUUGUGACCCUGAUGUGUGCGAGAACUGCCAGUUUCUGAUACCAAAGGUGUAUGCCGAUAGACUACCAGCCGGCGCCCCGGGAAGCCCCUCAAAAGACGGUCGUGGAAGGAACGGUAGCCCUGUGCUUCGAUCUUCGCAAAGCUUCGCCAUCCGACGUCCUGCUGUAAGUUGCGAUGAGUUCAGCAGCUCGCCAGAUUCAUCCGACGCCUCUGAUACCGAGCAAUCCAGGUCGUACGACAGCGUGCCUAGUUCAUAUCCAGAGUCAGUGCCCUCCUCUCCUAUGUUUAUGUCGAGAGGAAUGCACACACAUACUCUCAACUACAUCUCCACCCGCCAGCCGCAGUCGCCUGCAACGUAUUCCCUGCUUCGACGCACUUGUAUCCGCACGUUGUCUUGUGAGAUUCUUCCCCUCGGAAAACCCUCCGGACCGUUGUUGUUUGGUGACCCAGUGGUCGGAUAUACCAUUGCCUAUGUCUUCCGUUUGCAAGAUCCUAGAGCACGCGGUCAGAAGAGGACGUAUGCGUUGAUUGCCAUGGCCGGUCGUGACUGCCGUCGUGCUACUCGGGCCAUGGUUAAAGUAACUGAGGUGUUCGAAGCCAUCGCGAACCGAAUCGUAGGGCUUGCUGAGAGGGUGCUCGAACGGGAAUCUGCGGCUUCCACUCAGAAUCUCUCCAGACCCCAGACUGCCAUACCAAGCACACCACCUCUCGGAACAUCAGCAUCGUCCAUGCCCGCAUUCACAUCGCCACAGAAGAAUGCCUUUUCUUCUAUGGCAAGCUCACCAACGGCCCGCAACAUUACCCCAGUCUCCUCCUUUCUGUCUGCCAAAAAGGUUGAUCCGGAUGGGUAUCCUCGUGUAUCUCGCGACGUUAUGCGAGCGAAGAGCUUGAUUGAGAUCGUGGGAAAAGAGGAUUUCUUUGUGAACCUCCAUGCCUGUUUCUGCAGUCUCCUCCAUUCUCUUAUCAAAGAGUUCGGAGCAUGA
This is a messenger RNA of Lindgomyces ingoldianus, 1632 nucleotides long. RefSeq lists its product as uncharacterized. Gene Ontology annotation, molecular function: GTPase activator activity. NCBI's taxonomy places the organism in Eukaryota, Fungi, Ascomycota, Dothideomycetes, Pleosporales, Lindgomycetaceae. The transcript is spliced from 5 exons. The record is from RefSeq and is a predicted model, not a curated record. The coding region runs from base 1 to 1632 and encodes 543 amino acids. Gene Ontology annotation, biological process: positive regulation of GTPase activity; positive regulation of TORC1 signaling. Gene Ontology annotation, cellular component: cytosol.